Messenger RNA from Paramecium octaurelia, 722 nucleotides. NCBI's taxonomy places the organism in Eukaryota, Ciliophora, Oligohymenophorea, Peniculida, Parameciidae. The record is from the annotation of a GenBank genome assembly.
AUGGCUUCACAUUGUAAUACAACCCCUUAGAAAAUGCUCUAAAAUUACAGCACUGAUCAUUCUUAAAUGUAUGUCUCUACUUGCAGUGAUGGUUCUGACUAGGACACUGAGAAUCUAAUUAAAUAACCUACAAUAAGAAAGAAGAGCUUUGCCACACCAGGCGAUAAAAAUGAUUAAUCAGAUGGCAAAAGACAAUAAUUAAGAACCAAAAUCUGUCGGAACUUUCAAGAAAAAGGUUAUUGCCAAUACAAAGACAAGGUACAUUUAAAUGAAAUGAAAGUGUUCUUUUAUACAUGAGCCACAUAGAAUAGAGAACUUUGGCAAUAAACGAACUAAACCUUGUCGAUCUUUCUUUUCCACGGGUGUCUGUCCAUUAGGUCUAAAUUGUCAGUAUGCCCACUAUGAAGUAAUUGAUAAAGAAGAACUACGAGAUUUUGUAGAGAAGACAUUCAGGGAACAAAAACUUAUGGUUCCCUUGCAUCCAAGUAUCAAAUCAAUUAACCAAAUUAGACAAAUUGUAGCUAGAUAUGAGAAAUGAUUUAUAAAGAUUUUAACAUUUGUAUAAAAUCUUUGGAAGAAAGCUAAGCUUUAGAAGAGACGAUUUACUUGUCAAUAUAUGCAGAGAGUAAUAUAAUAUUUUAUAUUAAUAGAAGAAAUUCCAUUUUCCUUAGACUUUGCUAAAGUGAGGUACAGGAAUUCACCAACUUUCUAUAAUGAUUCAC